CUGUACAUGCAAUAUUGCAUCUCACAGAUGUUGCACAAUACCUCAAAGUAUAAAAUUUUGAAAUUGGACGUUUUGGGAAGUGUUCGUUUUUCGGCAUCCAUUUAUGAAAAGAUGAAAUCCUUACUGCUUCUUGUCCUCCUUUUCUCCUUUCAUUAUGUGUCCGAAGUAGAUGCAUAUUUUACGACACCCUGUCCAUGCGGCUGGAUGUGGAGUAGGUGCAUUUGUGGCAGGAAUGUCAGAAAUGCUGCUGAAAACUCCAGAGACCAGAACAGACGAAUAGACGGAUUUGUUGAUGCUGAGACUGGAGAAUAAGAUUUGCCAGAGUUCUGGAGAUAUUUU
Messenger RNA from Saccostrea cuccullata (small rock oyster), 339 nucleotides. RefSeq lists its product as uncharacterized. The transcript has 4 exons. Bases 7 to 312 code for a protein of 101 amino acids. NCBI's taxonomy places the organism in Eukaryota, Metazoa, Mollusca, Bivalvia, Ostreida, Ostreidae. The record is from RefSeq and is a predicted model, not a curated record.